Molecule: messenger RNA, 4554 nt
Organism: Scleropages formosus (Asian bonytongue)
Lineage: Eukaryota; Metazoa; Chordata; Actinopteri; Osteoglossiformes; Osteoglossidae
Gene: agtpbp1
Product: ATP/GTP binding carboxypeptidase 1
Exons: 27
Coding region: 206-3685 (1159 amino acids)
Biological process (GO): proteolysis; protein side chain deglutamylation; C-terminal protein deglutamylation
Molecular function (GO): zinc ion binding; metallocarboxypeptidase activity
Source: RefSeq, a predicted model, not a curated record
CAUCGGGGCGGUGGAUUGCAUUACAGUGGGCUGGGCGAAUUGAAGCAAAUUGAGGAAAACUCGGCUCGCUAUGGGAUUUUCUUUUCUCACUGCGGACUUUAUGGACUCGAAUGUCGGUAAUCAUCAGGCUGUGUGGAAAAAUGGCUAUGCGAGUUCAGCUGAAUUAUUCAGAAGUGGACCUAAGAUAUGGUGAAAAAGUUGAAAAAUGAAUAAGCCCAAAAUGACCACUGAGAAAGGAGUUCCCAGUAACUCCCGAGUCCUCAUGCUCUUGGGCCAGCUGGAAAAGCUGAAUGGGGAGGCAGUUCUCAGUGACGCGGAGGUUUCUCGGCAUAUUACUUCCAAGAUACUCCACCUCAUCCAAACACAAGAGAAAACCAGGAAAGAGAUCACAGCGAAGGGUUCCAGUGGCAUGGAGGUAAUCCUGGCUUCCCUAGAGAGCACACGGGAUCUUCAGACCAUACUGAACAUAUUGUGUAUCCUGAAUGAGCUGGUCUCUGUAGGUGGCGGGCGCAGAGUGGGGGUGCUCGUGUCUAAGGGGGGGACAGCCAUUCUGCUCCAGCUUCUGAUAACCACCAGUAAAGAGUGGCCACCCAGUGAAGAGCUCAUGCUGCAGCUACACACCAUCCUGGCCAAAGUUGGACCCAAAGACAGAAAGUUUGGCAUCAAAGCCCGGAUAAACGGCGCUCUGAACAUCACUGUGAGCCUGCUGAAGCAAAACCUUCAGAACCACAAACUGCUGCUGCCAUGUUUGCAAGUGCUGCGGGUCUACUCUGCCAACUCGGUGAAUGCAGUGUCUCUCGGGAAGAAUGGUGUGGUGGAGCUGCUCUUCAAAAUAAUUGGUCCCUAUAGCAAGAAGAAUACCAGCAUUCUGAAAGUCACACUGGACACGUUGGCAGCUCUGCUGAAAUCAAAGGCAAAUGCACGACGGGCAGUGGAUCGGACCUAUGUGCCCACCCUUCUGGCUGUCUACCAAGACUGGCACCGCAAUGACACCAGGCACAGGCACGUACACAUCCGCAAGGCCAUUCUUGGAUGCAUUCGCAACAUAACAAAUAUCAAGCUGGGCCGCAAGGCUUUCCUUGAAGCUGAUGGGAUGAGGAUUCUGUACAGCACAUCCACUGAGUGCCUUUCUGUGCGGACACUGGACCCCCUCAUCAACACCUCCAGCCUUAUCAUGCGCAAGUGCUUCCCCAAGAACCGGCUACCUGUGCCCACUAUCAGGAGCGUCUUCCACUAUCAGCUGCCUCACAUCCCUGCAGAAGGGCCUGUGGCCCAACUCUACCGCCAGCCACCUGAUGUGGAUGAUGUAGUCGAUGAGAGCGAUGAUAACGAUGACACAGAGGCUGACACUGAGAAUGACACAGAGAAUGAAGAGGAUGAGAAGAACCAUAAAACGCAGAAUGAUGACAUUGAAACUGAUAUCAGCAAACUGCGACCCAAAGAGAACCUUACCAGGCCUUUGGAGGACCUGAAGAUGUAUGAGUGUUUUUUUCCAGAAUUGUCUGAGAACUUUCAGGGGUACAGCUUUGACAGCAGCAAGUCAUGUCAGACCCCAGCAGUGCUACCAAAGUCCCUUGCGCCAAUUGUAGUCCCCACAGCUCAUGCACCUAGCCCUCUGAGUCUAGCCCAGGGUGAACUCACAGACCUUCCACUUGACUUGGACAGCAUCUGCAUCUCUAAGGAUGGUCCUGGGGGUGCUGGUGGGGCUGGGGAGGGGCUUGCACAGGAGCUGGAGCGGGUGGCACUGGAGGAGGACACCCUUAAUGGACAGAGCCAGUCCCCAGUGGUAGGUAGCCUCCAAGGAGAGCUGGAGCAUGAUGAUGACUGCAGCUCCCACUCAUCAGGAGAACUGGGUGUUCUGGAGGUCCCGGACACAGCUGCCUUGCUACCACUUCAUGACCCUGAGCUUUACAUCGACAUGGUGAAAGGCACCAAAUCUGUCCCUCAGUACACAGAAGUGGCCUACCCUGACUACUUUGGCCAUGUUGCACCCACAUUCCGGGAACACAUCCUUGAGAGAGUCUAUGGAGUUCAAAGAGCAAAAAUAUUCCAAGACAUUGAGAGGAUGAUCCACCCCAACGACAUUCUAGACAAAGUUGUGUAUGAUCUGGAUUUGAAAAGGUCACCAGUGAUUGAUGAUGGAGAAUCCCUGAAAUUCAACUCUCAGUUUGAAUCUGGAAACCUGAGGAAAGCAGUUCAAGUCAGGAAGUUUGAAUAUGACCUUAUCCUGAACUCAGACAUCAACAGUAAUCAUUACCACCAGUGGUUCUACUUUGAGGUGAGCGGCAUGCGUGUGGGCUCCUCCUAUCGGUUCAACAUCAUCAACUGCGAGAAGGUCAACAGCCAGUUCAAUUAUGGUAUGCAGGUGCUGAUGUACUCGGUCCAAGAAGCCAUCAGUGGGCACCCUCGCUGGGUUCGCACAGGGACAGAAAUCUGCUAUUACAAAAACCACUUUUCCAGGAGUUCCAUAGCAGCUGGAGGACAGAAGGGAAAGUCUUACUACACAAUGACCUUUACCGUGACUUUCCAGUACCGGGAUGAUGUCUGCUAUUUUGCCUAUCAUUAUCCAUACACCUAUUCUACCCUCAAGAUGCACUUGCAAAAGCUGGAGGCACUAAGAACUCCUCAGAUCUAUCUACGUCAGGAUGUCUUGUGUGAGACUCUUGGGGGCAACAGCUGCCCCCUCCUUACCAUCACUGCCAUGCCACAAUCCAGCAGUAAUGACCAGAUCUGCCAGUUCAAGAAUCGACCAUACGUGUUCCUGACGGCUCGAGUGCAUCCUGGAGAGACCAAUGCAAGCUGGGUGAUGAAAGGCACAUUAGAGUUCUUAAUGAGCCCCAGUCCAAUGGCACAGAGCCUCAGGGAAUCCUACGUUUUCAAGAUUGUGCCCAUGCUCAACCCAGAUGGAGUCAUCAAUGGGAAUCACCGCUGUUCAUUGAGUGGUGAAGAUCUGAACCGACAGUGGCAGAGACCCAGCCCAGAUCUGCAUCCAACCAUCUUCCAUACCAAAGGCCUGUUGCAAUAUCUGUCUUCCAUUCAGAGGGUACCGUUGGUGUAUUGUGACUAUCAUGGCCACUCUCGCAAGAAGAACGUGUUCAUGUAUGGUUGUAGCAUUAAGGAAACCCUGUGGCAGACCAAUGUGAAUGCAGCUGCCUGCGACCUGCAAGAGGACCUGAGCUACAGGACCUUGCCAAAGAUCCUGAGCCAGCUGGCUCCAGCAUUCAGCAUGGCAAGCUGCAGCUUUGUGGUGGAGAAGUCUAAAGAGUCAACAGCACGUGUGGUGGUGUGGCGUGAGAUUGGCGUGCAGAAAAGCUACACGAUGGAGAGCACCCUGUGUGGUUGCGACCAGGGCAAAUACAAGGGUCUCCAAAUUGGGACUCGGGAGCUGGAGGAGAUGGGAGCCCAGUUUUGCAUUGCCCUUCUGAGACUCAAAAGGCUGUCCUCCCCCCUGGAAUUUCGAAAUUCCUCCCACUUCCUGGAUGUGGAAAAUGACCUCAUUGAGAGCCGCUGCAAGGUCACCAGUUCCACAACCUACGUUCUGGAUGAGGAUGAGCCAUCUUUCAUGGAGGAGGUGGACUACAGCGCUGAGAGCAAUGAUGAGCCAGAGCCAGACCCAGACCCUCAGGAGACCCCAGCGGAUGAGGACGGACUGUCAGAUUCCGAACUCGCACUCCGCCGCUCCUGAACCCUCGCUGCUUCAGUGGAGUGCUACAGGGAAGCUGGCCUCUUGGGCCUCAUCACUUGUGGUACACACCAGGGGCUCUUCUUCACCCCUUCAGCUCGCUCCUAGGGCGUCUGCAAUUGUGAGCACAGGCCAACCUCCUUUCUGUCUUUUCUUGUGGCAUUUAUGUACUGCUUAUUACUGAAGCAAUCUGCCUCUUCUCUUCUAAUGCAGUGCAGAUGAAACAAUAAUCUGUUUAAACUGAAUAUAUAAGCAAAAUAUCCACCUUAAAUUCUGAAGAAACUUAAUCAAAAUCCCAUACAAAAAAUAACUGACGUAACUCGGGGGGAAUACAGUUUGCUUCCACCUGUGGAAAAAAUUUCUGAACGAAUAUCUAACACACUGUAUAUCUGAUUACAUCACUUUAUGUAUUGUUACAUCUGGUCUCACAUGGUGGAGAAUGACCUCCAGUAUAUCUAUUUCUUUACUUUAAACACUUGUUUAAAAAAAAAAAAAAACAACUUUUUUUUUAUAUAUAUAUUAAUGCCAACUGGAAAACUGAUUGGCAGUGAUUAAAGAGGCAGAGAGGUUUGUGUUUAUUACAUAGCUGUUCCAUUUUAGUUGUUUAUUAAAUUUUGGCUCUUUGUACAGUGAGUGCAUGACUAUUUAUUAUCUUUAUUUUAAUGUAUUUUUCUGCCACUUUUGUUGGAAAUAUAUGUUUAGCUCCUGAUGGUUCUGUGCUUGUUUGUGAACUAUGGUGCAGAGAUGUGCAGCUUUGUGCUGUGUAUUUAAAGCCUGUAUGUAUUUAUGGAAAAAGGUCAAAAUAUCAACUUGAUUGUAACAGUACCAGAUUGAAGCUUCAAUGGAAUCAAGGGAAAUAAAUGAUCCCAAAG